ACGUCGGUCUGAUGCAAAUUCAUUGAAUGAUAAAUUGCCCACUGAUAAGUCCUCCGGAAAUCUUCUUUGCCUGCCCUCUAAUCAUGUGAGAGAGAGAAUCAUCAAGAGGGGCGCCACUUUGUUUGAAUACCUAUAUUACAAACUAGAGGAUUUGAGGUUAGAAAGCUCCUCCACGAAUUUUCGACAGUGGACCGGAACUAUUGGUGGAUAAUGCCAGGAAUUUUCCUGGUUUUGCAAUCGUGAAAUGUUCUGCAAUAUUUCCAAGAGCUUCUCCACGACGAGAAUCCGUCAAAUCGCCAGAAUAGUCGCGUCACAGAGGAAGAGAACAUCUCGUACUUUCGAUGGAUUUUUCGACAAGAGUGGAUCUGGGGUAUCAGCUAUGGGAUUAUCCCGGUGGAGAUGCUACAGCACUGAUACCCAGGAAAAUCCGACACCCGAGAGCGUCCUGCCACCGUUGACUGACGACGAUCUUCACAUUGUGCCUGGAUUUUUUACAACUAUUUCAAGUAUUCUUCAUCUUCAGGGGCACCUCAGGAGAAUUGAUCCUGGAUUUGACGUACCAGAGUUUAUUUCUGCAUCCAAACACGCAGUUGACGUCGUAUCUCAUUUUCUGAGUAGAGAAAAUUACGAGGCCCUGGAGGGUCUCGUAACUCCCGAAGUCAUUCAAAAAUUGAGACAAAAGAUUUGUACACUAACAUCAUCACAAAAAGAACUCAUUGCCAUAAAUAAAGAUGAUAUUUAUGGAUACUUCCCCUACACCAUUAGAAUGCUGUACGAGGGAGAAGGAGAAAAUAAAAAGUCUUUCGCUGAAAUAUUCGUGGUGUUUUAUUCACUGAGGGGUUUAAAGCAAUUGAGAGAAAAGAAUAUUAAUCCCCCAUUGAAAAUGGGCCUCAUGCCAGAAUAUCGGGACAAAAUAUUCGUCGCGAAUUAUAAAUUCGUCAAAGAUUAUACUAAUGGCAUUGACGCGCCCUGGAUCAUUAAUUUGUGUAAUCAAGUCAUGCUUUUAGCAUAUAAAUAAUCAUCUGUGUUGAAUACUUAAGCCGACGAUGAUAAUUAAUGUUUAAAAACGCUGCAAGACUCUUCUUUAUGAAGAACUGUAAAAUACAUUUUUGUUUGAAAAAUUUA
Molecule: messenger RNA, 1125 nt
Organism: Fopius arisanus
Lineage: Eukaryota; Metazoa; Arthropoda; Insecta; Hymenoptera; Braconidae
Exons: 5
Coding region: 245-1018 (257 amino acids)
Biological process (GO): protein insertion into mitochondrial inner membrane from matrix
Cellular component (GO): mitochondrial inner membrane
Molecular function (GO): ribosome binding
Source: RefSeq, a predicted model, not a curated record